Myiozetetes cayanensis is the source of this 7663-nucleotide messenger RNA. RefSeq names its product synapsin III (gene SYN3). The coding region runs from base 365 to 2113 and encodes 582 amino acids. Gene Ontology annotation, molecular function: ATP binding. The record is from RefSeq and is a predicted model, not a curated record. NCBI's taxonomy places the organism in Eukaryota, Metazoa, Chordata, Aves, Passeriformes, Tyrannidae. Gene Ontology annotation, biological process: neurotransmitter secretion. The transcript is spliced from 15 exons. Gene Ontology annotation, cellular component: synaptic vesicle; synaptic vesicle membrane.
UCCAGCAGAAUGGGAUGACGGUGAAUCCUGCUGGUGUGCUGUGAAUGUGAAGCAGGAGGGACUGGCAGCUUGUGUGCAGGAGGGAAAGCGAAUCGGUCCAGGGCCCCUGGAUUAGCGGAAUAAGGAAAGGUUUUCUGAGAUAACUUGUAUCUCCAUGGACUGUAUCCUUGAGAGAAAGCAGGAGAGAAAGAAAAUACAGCUGAACAAAUAAGGCAUAUUUCUCCAUCAGGAUUUCAACGGAGAAGACCUGCCUGCCUGGGCUGUAAGGAGGUACCCACACAGACACAGAGACGUCCCCCAGGACUGGUGACACCAUUGUUCAACCUUGCUCUUGCUGAGAAAGUUUCCACACAACACUGCAACAAUGAAUUUCCUCCGGCGGCGUCUCUCAGACAGUAGUUUUGUGGCAAAUUUGCCCAAUGGCUACAUGAUGGACUUGCAGCGCCCUGACAGCUCCACGAGCUCCCCGGUUUCUCCUGCCACAGAGAGAAAGCACCUGCACCCACCUCAACCCUCGCACUCUUCCUCCACUGGCACCAGCAUCUUCAGCUCCAUCUCCAGUGCCAUGAAGCAAACCACACAAGCGGCUGCAGGGCUGAUCGAUCACUCGGUCAGCCCCACACCACCAGUGGCCCAGAAACCCAAGAUCCUCCUGGUGAUUGAUGAUGCGCACACAGACUGGGCCAAGUAUUUCCAGGGGAAGAAGGUGAAUGGAGAAUUUGAUAUCCGAGUGGAACAGGCAGAGUUCUCCGAGUUGAACCUGGCUGCCUACGUCAUGGGUGGCUGCAUGGUGGACAUGCAGGUCAUGAGGAAUGGCACUAAGGUGGUAAGGUCUUUCAAGCCGGACUUUGUGCUGAUUCGGCAGCACGCCUACAGCAUGGCACUGGGAGAAGACUUCCGCAGCCUCAUCAUCGGCCUCCAGUAUGGUGGCAUCCACACAGUCAACUCCCUCUACUCCAUCUACAACUUCUGCAGCAAGCCCUGGGUGUUCUCUCAGCUCAUUAAAAUCUUCAACUCCCUGGGUCCUGAGAAGUUCCCCCUUGUGGAGCAAACGUUCUUCCCAAGCCAUAAGCAGAUGCUCACAACUCCGAAUUUCCCUGUAGUGGUCAAGCUAGGACAUGCUCAUGCUGGAAUGGGGAAGGUCAAAGUUGAGAACCAGCACGACUUCCGGGACAUGGCCAGCAUAGUAGCCAUGGCAAACACCUAUGCCACCACCGAGCCAUUCAUUGACUCCAAGUAUGACAUCCGAAUCCAGAAAAUUGGCACCAACUACAAGGCUUACAUGAGGACGUCCAUCUCUGGAAACUGGAAGGCAAACACAGGUUCUGCGAUGCUAGAACAGAUUGCAAUGACAGAGAGGUACAGACUCUGGGCAGAUGCCUGUGCAGAAAUGUUUGGAGGUCUUGACAUCUGCGCUGUCAAAGCUGUCCACAGCAAAGACGGAAAAGACUAUAUCAUUGAGGUGAUGGACAGCUCAAUGCCCCUGAUUGGGGAGCACGUAGAAGAGGACAGACAGCUUAUAGCUGAUCUGGUUGUUUCCAAAAUGACUCAGCUUGUCAUCACUGCUGGAUCUACACCAUCACCGCUGAGGCCUUGGCCUCCACAAGUUCAGCCAGUGUCAAUGAAAUCUCAGACUGGACCUCCACUUGGACAGCUGUCACAACCACGGCCUCCUCCCCAAGGUGGCCCACGCCAGCCACAAGGAUCUCAGCCUACAAGAACAAACGCACCUCCACAGCAGCGGCUCUCUCCUCAAGGACAGCAGCCCCAGAGUCCUCUGUCCACUUCCCCUCAACAGCAAAGGUCACCUGGAUCUCCACAGCAAGUCCGAUCAGCAACUGGGUCCUCUCCAGUCCAGGCUCCCAAGGCAGGCACAUUCCCUCCACAGCAGCCUAGACCUCCUGCCCAAGGCCGGGCUCCAAGCCAGCCAAGCCCGACGGAAACAUCCAAACAGCAAGCUGUCCCACACCCACACCUGAACAAAUCGCAGUCCCUGACAAACACCUUCAGCAUAUCUGAAUCACCUCAGCGGGGAAAUGCCAGCGAAGAUGAAGCAAAAGCUGAGACCAUCCGCAAUCUGAGGAAAUCAUUUGCUAGCCUCUUUUCCGAUUAACAGUUCUGCACCUGGAUCUGUGCUUUUGUCAGCCCUCACUCUACAUAAUAGCAUACCUGAUGUCAUCCUGGAACACACUCAGUGGAACCCAACAACUUACAACUACCACCUGGGUAAAGGGAAUUUAGAAAACUACAGUUGUUUUAAUACAAAGAAAAUAUUCUAAUUAUCUGAAAAGUGACUGCAUAAGUGUCACUACAUUGUUUUUUGUGCAUAAUCAGAUCUGUUCAAAUGACUGAGUUGUAAAGCAAAUUUUACUCUUGCUAACAUCUGUGGAGUCAACACAGUUAUGACAGUGCAAACUGGGUUUUAUUUUGAUUUGUACAUAGUCAAUACAAUUGCUAACUUCCAAUUACUGAAUUCUUGUUAAGGUCAACCUAAAAAACAUGGGCUUCUUUCAGAAACAUAUAUGCAAAGGCAGAGUCAAGAAUAAGUAAGUAUUCAUUGACUGACAAAGUGAGCAUGUUUGAGCAUGGAAAUACAGUGAACUGUGGAACUUUGUGAUACCAACUUCAUAAAAGGUCACUUCUCAGAUCAAAACUACGUUCAAGUUAAAUAUGGUACCAGGCAUCAGUAAGCGCCAAAGAUCACAUGAGCAGGUCAUCCAGAUGGACUCCUGGUUUAUUCCAGAUCUCUCUGCUCACAGCAGAUAAGACAUCUCUGUUUCAUGACUUGCAUUUAUGUCCCCUGCACACUAUUCCCAAGUUCUGAGAGAAAAACAUCAUGUUCUAACCUUGUAGCCUUAGCUCAAAAAUAACCUGAGAAAUGGGUCUUCCACACAAAAAACAACUUCUUCCCCUGCCCCUGAAAACAUCAGAGUUCACAUUCACAGUUCACACAAAUUCCAGACAAAACCCAGCUAAACUCCAAGCACUUUGGUGACUUGGUCACAUCUGGCUAAGUAUGUCCCUCAGGAACAUGCUUAAUUAAUAGCAGAGCUGAUGAAGUGCACAUACUUGUGUGCUGAGUGUUCCAUAAUACUGAAUGGACAGAGAGAUGGAGUGAAAUCCUGUCUCCCUCCUUGAACUCCCACUGACUUUGCUGGGGUGACUGCAAAAUGAAUGCAAGGUGGCAAACCUGCAACAGAAGAGGAAAAUUAUACUUUGCAAAUAAAAUGAGCUGGCUCCAUCCAGAGACACCAAGCCAUGGGAAGGCAUGUAUGGGAUUGCCACAAGUAGGACUAAUACAAUCAGUAUUAGUUCUCCCUGACCACCCCUAAGAAUUAUUCUUCCAGAGAACCCACAGACAGAUCUUUGCCAGUGUGCUUUUUCUCUAAGCCUGCAACACUGAAUGAAGCUGUGGAUGUGCCCAUGAACUUGGACAUCACAAAACUGAGGAAUUACACAAGCUAUGUUCAUGACUGCAAAAACCCACCCUGGGUAAAUCCAUGUAUUUAUAGCUAUUUCUGCCAGCUGAGAACCCCCUUGCACUCUGUGAGCUCUGGUUAUAACAUAGCUAAUGCAGGUACCAGUCCUUGUCCCACCUCCUCAAAAUACAGCUUCAAGGUCAGACUUGGCUUUGUGCUUCCCUUAGCAAGUUCACCAUGAUGAUACUCAGGAAUGCCCAGGGAGGUCAGUAAGUUUUAAGUUAGAAAAAUAUUUGAGCCAGUGGCACAGAUCUUUGCUAUCAUUUAAACCAGGAGAUCCCCAAAAGAGCAACAGCAACAGCUGCAUUUGCCAUCUCGGAUCUUAUGAUUCACUGGUGGGAAUAAAGCCAAACAUGGAAAUCCUUCCUGCAUAGCACCUGUAAUGAACAUCUAAAUCCAAUGCAGUCAUCUGGACCUUGUAUGACCUACCCCUGAGCAGGUCUUUGCACAUAUAAUGGCAAGUAACAGCAUAGCUUUUCCAGGUUGGAAGUCUCUCAAGAGACACAUCUGGAUCAAUGAUUUAUAACUCAAGUGCCAGUAUUACAAGACCACCUUACUCUCUGAUGAUUUGUUUCUGUUGUUAUUUUCUUCCCCAGCUCUCUGUUGUCCUUCAAGGUUUGCUAAGCAGUUUACAACGUAGCAUCAUAAAUAUAUGUCAUUGUCUGAGGAAAAAAAAAAAAAAACCAGUCCCUGGUGUUUUGGAGUCUCCAGGAGCAAUAAAAGAGUGACAAAUGGGUUUGAGCAAGCAUGGUCCCACUGGCAAGAAUAGCAGAUUAACAGGCUCCACUAUAUGGAGAAGAGGUAAUACAACGCUGGUGGGAGAGGAUUUCCUUCUGUAACACUUCCCUCAGCAUGGUUUAUGCCUUUCCCUACUAAAUAGUCACCAGAGACGCAGAGUCAGAAAUAAAAGUUUACUGCCAGAAUCCUCAACUGCUCUAUCCCCUGAAACUCUUUAUGUCUCCCUUACCAACACAACAUAUACAAAAAAAGUAACUAGCGACUAGUGUGACACGGCCCCAUAAAUCGACCCCAGUUCAUCACUGAAACCACAACAGCUGGAUCAUUUCUGAUGCCACAUUUGAACACAGUAGGGCUGUCCUCCAAUGCACCACAGUAACAGGAUAGCACUGCUGACUUGAUACCCAGCAGUGACUCAAAUCUCUUACCAGCUGUCACCUUUCCAGGAGCAAACAGAAUUGCAUCUCUCCUCCUCCUAGUUACAAGUACGAGCAAUAGGCACUCUCAGCUUAUCUUACUUACUCCCAUAGUUCCUGAAAAGCAUCUUCAUUUUUAUUCACAGAAGUGCUUUAAUGAAAACAGUCAGCUGAUUUCCUAAGUUAAAAGGAUGAAAAUCUAUGUUGUGUCCUAUGAAUGUCCCAACAGUACACCUCAAGUCUACAACUAUGAUCUUGUGGCUAGCAGGAGAUUCACAAAUGCAUCAUCCUAACCUCAGGUUCUCACCUUUGAUACCAGGUUUCUACUCCAAACUCCCUACACUCCAACAACGAGACAGAGGAAAUACAAGGGGUAUUCUCCAUUUAUAUGGAUGGAAAAGUAAGGUAUACCCAAGAGGUAUUUAGGUACCUAAAUGUAACAGCUGGAGUUAGGGGCAGUAAGAAGGCAAUAGAAAAACUGGUAAAUAGAAGCUACAUUUAAACCACAGGGCACACAAGCCCCACAGCAUGCUUUGGGAUCUUUCUCACACAGCUGUGAAAACUGUGUGAGCACCUGGUCAGAGCUUUCUUUUGUCUUGCUUGCUUUCAUUUUCUUCAUAUGGAAGCCAGGAAACAUGAGUAGGUUUGUGUGUUUGGAUCCAACCCAAGAAGGAGCCGGGACACAGCUAUGACACCCACCCAUAUCCACCACCAGGAAAACUAUUUUACAUUUUGCUGUUUAGAUACAAACUGAGAAACAUCUUGAUUGUCGUGUCAUAGCUAGGUGUGGUAUUUCAAGAGAAAUGUCAUUUACAUUCCCAGGCAAGCUAAGGUCCAGAAGAACAGCAGUUUGACUGUCUUCCACUAACCACAAGCAGGUGCAUAAGACUUUACACCCUGUGUAUGGCUCAACUGCUCCACAUCUGGUUGGUUCUAAGUUUCAUGAGUAAGAUAAAACAAUAAAUAGAAUAGCCAAGGAUAAUAGUUCCUUAUUUCCAAGUGACUGUUAGCAGCAAUGUUAACAGUGCUGGGUACUGACGAACAGUACAGGUAAGAAAUGCCCAUCUUCAGGCAUUUCAUCUUUUGUGAUUUCUCUUUUUAAAAGUUUGCAACAGGAAUCAUACACUUGACUUGGGAGCUGGCAAAUAAACAAAGCAAGCAGCUAGUUUUAAAGUAUUUCCUCUGUUUUGUCUUCUAAUUUUAUACUGUUGGUCCCAAGAUAUUCACUUUAUAUUUCAUAUCCUGUUUUAUGAAUAACAGGAACUCCUCUUCAAGGAACUUGACAGUUCCGGGUAAGUCGGGUUCCUUUACGUUUGGCUCACAAUACCUUUACUACACUGUGAAGGACAACAAAAAGGGGGAGGAACAUCUUCAGGUCCCUUAGUGGUGUAUGUGUAAAAAGGCUGAGCUCAUCUCUUCAAAAAAACACAUUCAAAUGACAAAAUCCAGGAUGAACUGAACCUCUGGCAUCAGCCUGGCAGAAGUAUAACUUCAUGACUGUCAUCAUGGCAGACAGAGCCCAAUUCCAGAGAGGGACACAGCCUGCCAGCAGGGUAAGCCCCAUGACUGUCAUCAAGGCACUGGGCGCGCGAGUACCACUGGCACCACAAAACUGACUUAUCUCACGUGCAUGGAAAUCAUUGUUCCCAGAAAUAACUUGAAAAAAAAAAACCCGAAAACAAAAAGGGUAAGUUACAGCUUUAUCUGAUAAAAUAAUUUGUAUAACCUUAUCUGAAUAUUAUGUAUUCAUUGCUGAAGCACUCCUCACAAGGACAAGAUGGGGCAAGACCAGUGCAGUGUAGAUUUCCCUUUUCCUUUUUAUAGUCAGAGGAAUAUAAAGAAGCACUAUAAGCUUCUUUACAGAGGUCUAACUAUAAAUUUCACUUGUGAAAAUUCUUUUGGAACAAGACAAUUCAACCACUGCAGGUAAAUGUUAAAAGUAAAGGAUAAUCUUGGUAUUGAAGGGAAACCAUUGCUGUGAAGUAGAAAGAGAAGAAAGAAGCAAUACAACUUUUGACAACAAAAUAAAGUAUUAUAUUUUACUAGGCAAAACUUCCUGACCCUACUGAAGUCAGCUGAUUUUAUACAAAACAAGAAGAUGAAUCACUGAAAUAUCACCUGAAAAAGCACACAAGUAUUACUGAUUAAAUAGCUUGUAUUUAACAGGAAAUGCCAUUCCAUUUCCACUGUUGGAAUUUCAAAAAGGUUUUAGAAAAUAGUUAUCAGUUGUCACAACAGUCAUCAGUACCAUUUACAUUUAUAGAAACACUGAGAUCAAUCCUCUUAAAAAAUAUGUAAGGAAUUAGAAGUUCUAGCAAAGUUUAGUCAUUCUGGUCUUCCUUUAAUUGAGCUCCAGCGACAGCCUGCAGAUCUCAUCAGGAGACUUCAGCAGUGGUCUUGUUAGUUGCUCAUUUGUUAAUAAGACAAUACUGGAAAGGUGCUCAUAACAUGCUACAACACAUUUCUUUUUGGCAAGAUAUAAUCUGAUACUUAAGUAAUGGAAUUAAAUGGAAUUUACUGAAGUGAGAAUUCUGCUUCUUAUGUUGUUGUGACCCCAUUUCUACUGCAACCAGGUCAGCCUAUUUAAUUCCUUAAGUCAGAUAGGGAGAAAAGAUGCAUUUCUGCACCACUUUUAGUUCACACACAGUAAAUGCAGCCAUGUACUACAGAUCCUUAUUUGUAAAGUCAUGGAGAAAGAUAAAAGUUUUGCUGCUGAUUCUUUGUAAAGUUGCUCUGCUUCUGUUUAGACUUCUGAGUUGCACUGUAGCAUGACUUUACUCAGUUGUUUGUAAACUGAAUUAAUUUGUGUUCUAAUAUUUCCAUUGUGAAGAAAAUUCCUUCCCUGUAUUCUUUGUGCAUUAAAAGUAACAAUACAAAAAUGCUUUUUACCUAAUAAAACAUUACAGGAAAAGGGAAACAACAUAUUCAAAAAUUUCCAUGAACACACAUCUACCAUGACAGUGGUAGCAUCCUGUUUUAUGUGGUACACGGUAACUUUUUUGUUAAUAAAGAUUAUUAAUUAACCCAGUA